Messenger RNA from Meleagris gallopavo (turkey), 3299 nucleotides. It is a transcript of the gene MATCAP2, whose product is annotated as microtubule associated tyrosine carboxypeptidase 2. The record is from RefSeq and is a predicted model, not a curated record. Lineage: Eukaryota; Metazoa; Chordata; Aves; Galliformes; Phasianidae.
GGCCUCGGGACGGCGGAGCGCCAUGCUGGAAUCCAUCCGUGUCACCGAAAAACUUCACUGGCCUAAGCAAGAACUUUCUAAGAAAUCAAUCCUGAGCCCAGAAGAACAUAAACUGAAUGUCAGUAAUGAAAAGAGCUUCCAGCAUCCGUCGCCUGGAGUCCUUAAGGACAUUUUUACAACAGGAACCAGUAGCUACAACGUCCUUCUGCAGAGCAAGGAAGAGAAAAAGCACCAUGCUCAGAAGCAGUCACCUGCUCACCACAAGAAACACAGAAAAGCCACAAAGUGCUCCAACACCUUGCGAAGCAACGAGCACCACAAAAUCAAGGUCCCGCUGCCCUUGCUCAGCAGUGGGUGGUACUGCUCAGACCAGCAGCCCUCUGUCCUCAUCUCCAGCCCCAUCUCUAAUGGCGUGAAGCUUGCAAACAGCAUUUCAGCUGCAGGGAAUGGCAUAGGACUGCCACCUCGACCCAGAAGUAGAGCUAAGAGGCACUGUAAUCAGACAAAGCCAAAGCAAUCCCCAUCAUCAAAGAGCCAUGGGAAAGAGGGAGAUGAUUCUGGCCGAAAGCUCUGUUUGCUAACUGCAAUCAAGCCUUCCAACGUGGAGAAAGAGAAAAUGAAGUUCUUUAAGUCAGAUUUCACAUACAAUCCUCAGUUUGAAUAUGAAAACCCUGCUUUGCCAAACGUAUUAGCUAAGCAUAGCCAAGCAUCUGACAGAUUUCUUAAGCAGUCCAUUAACAUUAUGGAGCGGACACUGCAGAAAUAUGGAAGCUACGAAAAGUUUGAACAGGCCACUGGUGGCAGCUUGCUGACCAAAAGCCGCAUCUGGAAUCAUGUUAGGAAAUACAUGGUGAAGGAAGGCUGUCUUGGUGAGAUUGUGGUCCAUCUCACGGAGGACCUGCUUUCUCGAGCCUCAAUGACAGUGGUGAAUGGCCGCCCCACUCUCACUAUCAAUAUCUCCACUGCAAGAGAGCACUGGCUGGAAGGGAUGCUGAGACAUGAAAUUGGAACUCAUUAUUGGGGUUUUAACAACAAUAGCCAGCCUUGGUGCAACUGGAACGGACGUAGAAAACAUGGGUUGAAACCAAUCAACCCUACAGAAGAAGGGCUGGCAAGCAUUCACAGCGUCCUCUUCCGCAAAGACCCUUUCCUUUGGAGGGCUGCCCUGCUCUACUACACUGUCUAUCAGGCCAGCCAGAUGUCCUUCAGCCAGCUGUUCCAGGACGUGGGGAAGUUUGUCCAGGACCCCAAUACCAGGUGGGAUUACUGUGUACGAGCCAAGAGAGGCUGGACUGACACAUCACAGCCAGGCUGUUUCAAUAAGGAUCAGGUGUACUUAGAUGGCAUCCUCCGAAUCCUGAGAUACAGGGAGUCCAUCGAUUUCCACCUUCUGACGGCACUCGGCAAGAUCUCAUAUGAAGACGUGGACCGUCUGAAAGGGUUGGCUGUGAUUGAGAACAUGAGAGUACCACACUUCCUCCAAGACCAUGCCCGGUAUAUGGAGCACUUGGAAAAGAUUAUGGAGGUCAAUGAGCUGACUGAUGAGGAGCUCCAGGAUCUCAUAGACUAAGAAUACCAGCCAGCUGCUCGGUCUGUGCAACUGAGGAUAUAGAACUGGACUUCUGAGAGCUUGCAAAAAUGGACUUACCGGGGGUGGAGCAGGAGGAAAAGGCAGCCAGAGCAUGUGGAAUUCAGAAAGAGUCCCUUUGUGUUCCUUUUGCAUUGUGAUUGUAUACUAAUGAUUUUUUUCAAAGAGUUUGUGCACAUUUUAGUCUGGUUCAGGAAUCCCUUUGCAGUGACCUGUCCAGCCACCUGCUCUGCUUUGCGGGCUAGGCAUAGUGCUUGUCACUUUCCUUUGUGAUAUACUGCCUUUUCCCACCCACAUUUAGAGGUGGAGGAAAGGAGAAAGAGGGGAAAUUCCCCUUUUGUCUUCUCAUGUACGCUUUGCCUUUGGUCAGCUUUCACAGCUUGUAGAGAUAGCACUGUUGUAGUUACGCUACCUCAUUGUCUGUGUGACUCCUAUUUGUCAUCAUUGCAACAAGUUUUAAAAAAUGAUCACAGUGCACAGAAGCGGGUCUUUGUGCAACAGCUCUGUAAUACCAUUACAAAGUUGUGGGGUUUUUUUUUAUUAGGAGAUUCAGCUUUAAAGAAAAAGAAAAAAAAAAAAAGAACAGGUAUUGCUGUUUUGAUGACUGCAAACAGGUAGCAAAAUUAUCUUCUUUAUUAUUCCCCCAGAUUGCUACUGUUCCACAUCUCUGUCUGUAUAGUACAUGUUUAGGAAGCUGAGUCCUGGAAGGGUCUCUCUCCUUUGAGGACAAGUGUAUCAUGGUUAGUGAGUUCCACAGGGCAGCAUUUUGGAAGAAAGCCUGGGCAGAACUGUGAUUUUAUGACUUUUUUUUAUCAAUACGUUCAGGAAUGUAGGGACAUAAGUCAGCACAGCAGGCAGCACUCACUUCUUGUCUGGGUCUCCUGAGCCUCCAGAGCAUCAAGUCACUUUUUGAGCAGUAUCAGGCCUCAGUGCUACAGUAAAGUUGUGCUCAUUGCAGAAGUGAGAUGUGGAAGGGGAGAAAAGCAGACUCACAAGUGCCCUGUUCCUGUGUUCCUACAGGACUGCUGCACCACUUAAAGCAAACUUACCUCUGUUUUAUCUGCAGGUGCUAUAUCCAGAAACAGGCAGAGAAAGUGUGUUAGUGUGAGGCACUGCUGGCCACAUGAUAAAUAGCUUUGAUGACACAGGAGGGCUUACUGCAUAAACUACAUUUUCUGAAUUCAGAGUAUGAUGGAUUGUUGAGGCCAGCUGAGUUUUGCACCUGUAGGUUCUUUGAGAACCGGUUUGGUUUUAGUAGGCAGCAUUUUAGCAGCGCUCCUCUGAGCUCCUGGGGAAGCAGCUGUGAUGCAGGAGGCUGUGCAGGAAGAUGGUAGCUCCCAGAAGGCUUCUGCCAGUUCUUCCCCUUGUGCUGUGACCCACAGGUAACAGGCCCAGCACUGAAUAAGGCAAGUAAGUGGAGACAAGGUUUCCUCCACACGGGCUCAGAGGUCUGAAGGUUUUUGAGUGACCCCAUGAAACCAGCUGCCUUUUAGGCAGCAUUGCAGGUGUGCUCACAGCAGCUGGCUGGCUGCUUCAGAAAAUAAAAUGUGUUUAACAAAGAUAAAUUUACCAAAUUUGGUUAUUUUCAAGACAGGAACCAAGAGCCCCUCCCAGUAGCCUUAAUUUUAUAUUGUUAGUCUUGUUCACUAUCUGGAAGCCUUUCAGCCUCUGUGUGCAGAAAUAAAAACUUUUUUUUUCCUUUUCUUUUUUA